Molecule: messenger RNA, 1451 nt
Organism: Hyposmocoma kahamanoa
Lineage: Eukaryota; Metazoa; Arthropoda; Insecta; Lepidoptera; Cosmopterigidae
Gene: Fam92
Product: protein FAM92A
Exons: 7
Coding region: 51-1004 (317 amino acids)
Biological process (GO): cilium assembly
Cellular component (GO): ciliary transition zone; ciliary basal body
Source: RefSeq, a predicted model, not a curated record
CUUAUUGCUCUGGUUAAAUAAACAAUUAAAGGGUUAUUACACUGUUAAAAAUGUUUCGCGGUGAUAAUUCACACUCGUUAAGUUAUGAGCAGCAAGCAAAGUUCAUUCAGGAUCGAAUUACAAGUGUUGAAAAGAAUUUUGGAGAGUUAUGCGUUGUAUUUGGAGAUUAUGUCCGAAAAACUGCAAGACUACGGGACAUGGGUGACGAAGUCGCCAAGACCCUGAAAGAUUAUGCUAAUAACGAAAUUGUCAAUAAAUCCCUGAGUUCUGGUCUCGAAAACUUAUCGAUUACGCUAACUGCCAUAGAAGAAUACAGAAACUGUGAAGUUCAACGUUUGGAAGCAAAGGUUAUUGGAGAGCUAUGCCAAUAUGAAACGAUAUGUAAACACGCAAGAGAAGAAUUGAAGCAUACAAUGAAUGUAAGAGAAAAGGAAAUUGCUAGGAAGAAAGUAUUGGACAAGACUAGGGAAAGACAACCUUUUAACAGGCAGCAAGUUACGUACGCCGAAACUGAGUUGCUAAAAGCGUCAGCAGAAAUGUCCCGCACGGCGAAAGGCCUCAGUGAACAGACUGAGUUCUUCGAGAGACGUAAAUUACAACAGUUGAAGACCCUACUGUCAGACUUUGUAAUGAUAGAGAUGACGUUCCAUGCUAAAGCGGUGGAACUUCUGACUGUGGCUCAUCAGCAGAUCGCUGACAUUAAUGACAGGGCUGACCUUGAUAACUUUAGACGUAAACUGCGUUCUCCUGAGAAGCAAGUGAACACCGGUAUAUCCGCCAGAUCGUCGUCACUUGCUUCGUUAAUGAAUCAACAUUCGCCAUCCAAGGAAGAGGAAGAUUCUAUGAAUCUAAAACGUCUGAGAUCUCCAGAAAAACUAAAUACUAUCGGAAGGUCCAAUUCGUUGGCAGCUCUAAUGAACCAUUCUAAAGACGAAGAAGAAUCAGAGGAGGGUUCUGAUGACUCCGAGGAAGAAGACACGUCACAAGAAAGUGAAUCGCGUUAGUUUAAGCAAUUUUUUUGUGUAGGUAAUAUUAAUACUGUGUGUUCAUUAAAACAUAUUUCUCCUUAUGGCGUGUUUUAUUGACAAUAGACACCAAGAACUGAUCGUAACAUAUGGACAAUCAUAUAUUCCUAAUUCAUCUGUAACAACAACGCAAUUAAUUGAAAACUAUUUUCACAGUACUACACUGCUCUUAGGUACGUAAAUAUAAUUUUCACCUUACUGGCUCGGAAAGGCUUGCUUUCUCAUUAGAAAUCUGCGCGCAAAAGUGUUUUUUAAGGUUUUUGCAGUUCGAACAUAACGAUGGAAUGUGGUGCACUCAACUUUUUCUUUCAAUGAAAAAAAAUAUAGACACGUUCAACUAUGCGAUUUGUCAUGGAUUUGUCGUACAUUAUUUAUGUAGGUAAUAUAAAUAUGUAUAAAUCCGUUAGUAUAGUAAUCUUAUUAUUG